This is a messenger RNA of Peromyscus maniculatus bairdii (prairie deer mouse), 1925 nucleotides long. RefSeq names its product triggering receptor expressed on myeloid cells 2 (gene Trem2). Gene Ontology annotation, molecular function: signaling receptor activity. The record is from RefSeq and is a predicted model, not a curated record. NCBI's taxonomy places the organism in Eukaryota, Metazoa, Chordata, Mammalia, Rodentia, Cricetidae. Gene Ontology annotation, cellular component: cell surface.
CUCCUUGAAUCAUAGCGCCUACCCUAGUCCUGACUGUUGCUCAAUCCAGGAGCGCAGUUCCUGUGGGCUGCGCCUGACUGGCUUGGUCCUCUCUUUUCUGCACUUCAAGGGGAAGACGAGAUCUUGGACAAGGGACUCCCACAUCUGUCCCCUCCGGCUGGCUGAGGAAGGGUGCCAUGGGGCCUCUCCACCUGUCUCUCCUGCUGCUGAUCACAGAGUUGUCCCAAGCCCUCAACACAACCGUGCUGCAGGGUGUGGCUGGACAGUCCCUGCGGGUAUCAUGUACUUACGACUCCUUGAAGCACUGGGGGAGACGCAAGGCCUGGUGUCGCCAGCUGGCUGAGGAGGGCCCCUGCCAACGUGUGGUGAGCACACACAGUGUGUGGCUGCUGGCCUUCCUGAGGAAACGGAAUGGGAGCACAGUCAUCACGGAUGACACCCUGGCUGGAACCGUCACUGUCACUCUGAGAAACCUCCAAGCCGAUGACGCGGGUCUCUACCAGUGUCAGAGCCUCCGAGGCCGAGAGGUUGAUGUCCUCCAGAAGGUCCUGGUGGAGGUGCUGGCAGACCCUCUAGACGACCAAGAUGCUAGAGAUCUCUGGGUCCCUGAGGAAUCGGAGAGUUUUGAGGGUGCCCAAGUGGAACACAGCACCUCCAGGAGCCAAUCACAGGAGACUUCCUUCCCACUCACGUCCAUUCUUCUCCUCCUGGCCUGUGUCCUCUUCAGCAAGCUUCUUACAGCCAGCGUCCUCUGGGCUGUGGCCAGGGGCAAGCAGAAGCUGGGGUCACCUGUGGCCAGUGGGCUGGACUGCGGACACGAUGCUGGGCACCAGCUUCAGAUCCUGACGGGACCCAGAGAUGCGUGAGAGAACUCCAAGAUGGAGGAGAAGCCCAGCUCAAGUCCACCCAUGAGUCAUCCAGCUUGCAUUCUCUCCCAUCUGCCACCAAGACUUCUGCUUCUUCUGGUUUGGCUUCAGAGGUCACUUCUGCCUAAAGCCUGCCUCUUCCAGAUGCAGGGAUACUCGUGCUAAAGCCCGUCAUUUCUCCUGGAAGCAGGAGCACUCCUGUGUUUCUGUGUGUUGCGUGCAGAAGAGAGCUGGAAGGUCACGUGUGAGCCUCUGGGCUUUGGCCAUUAAACACUCUCACACACCAACCCAGGACUAUCCACUCUUUCUAGAUGCUUUUGUGCCUCAUAAUGGUCUUCUGUUUCUCAGUGCUGGGAUUAAAUUCAUGGUCUUGUUCAUGCUAGGCAUGAAUUUACCACUGAGAUAAUUCCCAGGGUAGGAUUAUGCAUCUGGAUGAGAAAAAGGGGAAAGGGUACCUUGCUUUGUAGAGGAGAGAUACCUGUCCUCAGCCCCUACCCAGGGUCCUCUGAGAAAUGCUUCCCAGGAGUAAGGGAAAGUGAAAAUUCUCUGUAAUAACUUUACACACACACACACACACACAGGCUAACGCUCUUCACUCUGUGUGCUCUUUAUUGCUGUGUUCUUUGUGUCUUCCAUCUUUAUUCUCCUCUACGUUUGUAUUCUACAUCUUUAUUCUACAUCUCUACUCUACUACAUCUCUGUUCUGGGACCCAUUACAAAUUCCCAAGCAUAAAAACUACAAGGCAAACCUUCAGGGAUGAGCAUUCUGAUAAGAGUCACACUUAGCAAAGACUUGGUCAGCUUAAUUGGUGACUGACCACACCUGUAGGUUGUGAAAGUUCUGGCUGUCUCUUAAAGGGACAGCCACAAGGGUUACAAGGGAAGGGACUGAGCCAAUGAGAGAUCUAAGGAAGAGGCAAAGAAUGUGUGUGCUAUUUUAUGUGAUUAAUAAUAUCUGGGGGACUGGAAAGAUGACUCCGAGGUUAAGAGCACUGGCUACUCUUCCAGAGGUCCUGAGUUCAAUUCCCAGCAACCACAUGGUGACUCACAACCAUCUGU